AAUGAUUUAUACUUUUUUUUUAAAAAAAAAAAUGAUUUUUUUCAAAAAUGAUUUUUUUACUGAUCACUUUUACUCUCGUUUCAAUUAUAUAUAUCCCACUAUAUAUCCCACAAAAUAAUUAUCUCUCUCCCAAAUCAAUUAUAUAUCUCUCAAAAAAUUCUUUCGAAUAAAAAUGACCAUAGAUAAUAGAACACUUGAAACUAUAUUUUUUGAAGUUGAGGCUAUUAUCGAUCAUAAAACAAAAUCAAAUGGAGGUAUGGAAUAUUUGCUUAAAUGGAAGGAUUUUGGUGAUGAAGAGAAUAGUUGGAUCGAUGAGGAAGACACAAACGCACCAUCAUUGAUCAGAAAUUAUUGGAUAAAUAAGAAAAAUAUCGUUAAACGCAGAGGUCGCCCUCGUAAAAAUAGUGCCAAUCGAAAUCGUAGAGGUCGUAAAUCUCUUAAGAAAAAUAAUGUUAAUAAAAAGCAAGAACUUGAUUUAACCAUUAUUAAAGAAACAAAUGGCUCGAAUGAUGAUAAUAAUACCGUUGUCAGUGAUAGUGACGUUUCCACGAAUGAUUCCAAUGAAAUCACUAUUGAUAUUCCCCAAUGGUUACAACCUGCUAGUGAAGAAAUUGAAAGGACAAAUCAGUAUUUUGCACUAUAUACUCACAAUAAUUGGGAAAAUCAUGCGACUAUUUUGAAUGUUGUACGUGAGACCGAGAAUGAUUCUGAUGAUGUUUUUGUUCAAAUAAAAUGGCCUGAUGGAACAGAUAGCUAUCAUAUUUCGAGUGAAGUAUAUCAAAAAUGUCCAUUAAAGUUGAUCCAAUUUUACGAACAACAUCUCGUGAUUAAAAAUUAAUAAUUUACCUCUUUUUGGAAAGUCACUAUCCAGAAAUUCAUUCUUGAUUCUUUUGUAUCCUUAUGUAUAAAAUUUAAUGCGUUAAAAAAUAUGUAUAAUUAGAAAUCGUUUAGAACAUUCGAUGAAUUGCAGCAUCAAAGCUACUUUCUUACCUGUACCAUAAUAACUUGCAAUUAUUGAUUUUUUUUUUGUUGUCAUUUAUAUUUUUAACUAUAAUACAUUUGUCACAAGCUACUUACCUGUACUAUAAUAACUUGCAAUUAUUGAUU
Messenger RNA from Rhizophagus irregularis DAOM 181602=DAOM 197198, 1107 nucleotides. The record is from RefSeq and is a predicted model, not a curated record. Lineage: Eukaryota; Fungi; Glomeromycota; Glomeromycetes; Glomerales; Glomeraceae.